AUGGAUCAAAAUAAUCCUCAAUCUUCAGACCCAAACAAUCAACAGCCUGACAACGUACCUCACGGCAAUCCGUGGGCACUAGAGCAGCAGAUCCCGGCAGCAUUCCCACAGUAUCAUCAGCAACAGACAGCACCUAGAACAAUAGAACAGCAAGGUGACCAGCAGUUCGGUGACGAACAACUCCGUUCGAUUCAACAACAACAGAUGCCAACAACACUCCAUCCGGAAAUCGAACGUAUGCGAGCACUUAUCAUACAAGAACAACAGCAAACAUCAGCAAGACAACAGCAAGAAAUGCUAGAAUGGCAGCGGCAGCGAGAGGCGGAACUGCAAGAGCAAAUCAACAGCCUCAAUAGACAGCACCAAGACGAACUGCAACAACUAACCCGUAAUAUGCAUCAAAUGUAUGAGCAAUUACGCCCACAACAAACACCAGACAUGGCAUCGACAAUAUCUCAACAGUUCACGGCAUUCCUCCAAAGUCAAGAAGAUCGUGAGCACCGUCGAGAACGAUCACACCACGAGCUCUUAGAACAACUUCAGGAACAGCAGCAGUUAGGGAGAUGGGAGUCAUCAUCUCAAAGAGAAUCAAGUGCAGCACGCGAUGAUGCACCCCUAAUCGCUGCAAUGAACAGUUUGACUUUGGCCAUGCAGCAACAUCAACAGCAUCAAAGGCAACGAGCCACAACACCAACCCAACAUUCAUCAAUGGAAAGUGUGUCAGUAGCAUCGCAGCAACAACAACCGAGAAGAACAGUCAAGACCAUUAGAUCCGAUUCAUCUGGUGAAAGAAACGAAGAAUGGGCAACGGGAAGUGAGCAAGGAGAUUCAGGAGAUGAUGAGCCCCCUGAAGGAAACCUUGCAUGGGUAGUCAGACAGAACGAAACGACAUAUUACGACUGGUCUGACGACGAAAGCUGCAAAGAAUUCAUGAUCUCAAUGAGAGACAACGCUGUUGAUUGGUGGGAUGGAUUAAGCGACGAUGCCAGAAACGAUAUCAACCAGAUCAAAAAAGCAUUCACAGAAUAUUUUGGCGGUGGCCAAGAGGCAGCAGUAGUAGCAUUGUCAGAUCUACCCAAGAUGAAACAAGGACCUGAAAGUAUGGUUUCAUUCGGAGCCAGACUCAAGUUGGCAUUGGGACGCAUUGAUCCUCGCAUGGACGAGAAUUUGAAGCUCUACUUUUUCUCUAUUCAUGCAAGAGAAGAUGUAGCACGCGAAGUCUCACGUUAUAAACCGGAAACCCUCGACAAAGCGAUCAGAUAUGCGAUAUAUUUGGAACGCACCGAUGAAACAGUAAAAGCCCAAAAAGCAACCAACGACAACUUCAACUUUAACAAACGACGGCCCGACAGCAAUGGAAAUCGAUUCGAACAGUCAACGACGACAGUACCAUAA
Messenger RNA from Zychaea mexicana, 1395 nucleotides. RefSeq lists its product as uncharacterized. The record is from RefSeq and is a predicted model, not a curated record. NCBI's taxonomy places the organism in Eukaryota, Fungi, Mucoromycota, Mucoromycetes, Mucorales, Lichtheimiaceae. The coding region runs from base 1 to 1395 and encodes 464 amino acids. The transcript has 3 exons.